Messenger RNA from Diceros bicornis minor, 1658 nucleotides. RefSeq names its product family with sequence similarity 81 member B (gene FAM81B). Bases 1 to 1488 code for a protein of 495 amino acids. The transcript is spliced from 9 exons. Lineage: Eukaryota; Metazoa; Chordata; Mammalia; Perissodactyla; Rhinocerotidae. The record is from RefSeq and is a predicted model, not a curated record.
AUGGAGGGAGGGAUGGAAGAAUGGAUGGAUGGGCAGGUGGGCAGGCAGGUGGAUGAUCAGACGAAACAGACGAUUAUUUAUAGGAAUACAGCAGCAAUUUCAAGAAUACCAAAGAGGCCCUCUGACCAAAAUUAUGUUCUCUGUAGGCCUUCAGGGAUGCCACCAUUAGAAAUUCUUCCCUUUGAGUUUUUCAGUGAGUGGUCCUUGGAUCUCUGGAUCAAAAUGAGCUUAUUUAGAGACUUGCUGGAGUGGGGCCCAGGAACCGACAGUUUAAGAAGCUCUCCAGAUACGGAUGUAAACGAAAGUGCCUCCCCGACUGCCGAGGAACAGCCAGAUGAACCUGAUGGCCCCCGUCCUGGCUCAGCCAGUGACCAAGAAAAGAAAGCAAAACGCCUCUGGUGUUGUUUCCUCUCCCUGACUAGCCGUCAUCCUUUUCUUCCCGCCAUUCCAAACCCCCCGAGAAGUCAGCUAGAAGACAGACUGAACAAUCAGGAGCGCACCAUCGCUUUCCUCCUUGAACAAGCCUUCCGCAUCAAGGAGGACAUCUCUGCUUGUCUUCAGGGGACCCACGGCUUUCGAAAAGAGGAGUCGCUUGCCAGGAAGCUACUGGAAAGCCAUAUCCAGACCAUCACCAGCAUCGUCAAAAAACUCAACCAAAACAUUGAGAUUUUAGAAGACCAAAUAAGAGUUCGAGAUCAGGCGGCCACAGGAACUAAUUUUGCAGUACAGGAGCUCAACACCAAGCACCUUCAAGGAGUCGGAGAUCUUCGAGGAAGAGUAGCCAGAUGUGAUUCCAGCAUUGUGAAGCUAUCUGGAGACAUUCACUUCAUCAGGCAUGAACACCGGCAAGUUGAGAAAACAAUUCAAGAGCUCAUGUCUGCCCUAGAAACUAUUUCUAAGAACUUGGAUAUGAAGGUAAUGCAGCUCUUAGGAAAGAUAGAGACUUCCAGUUCUGAGCAAACUUCAAAUUUAAAGAUGGUCCAGGGGGAUUAUCACCAUGAAAUGAACCUUUUGGAGUUCAAAUUUAAUUCACUUUCAAAUAAUCUGUGUGAGGAAGUUGAGAACAAUAAAAAAUGGACAGAAAACCAGUUCAUCAAAUAUGAAAAAGACCUCCUCAGCCAUAUCAAUCAGUGCCUGAAGCUCCUGCGGGAGAAACUGGAAAAGUCUGAAAAUAAAAUGGAAGAAAAAUUACUGCAACUUUCAAGCAAAUUAGAGAAUUUCAUUAACACACAGAAACAGGAAGCAGAACUAAACAAAGUAAAGCAUAUAGAAAAUAAACUGUCCAAAAAGAUGAACCAACUGGAAAAGCACAUCUGGAGUGAAUUAGAGAAAAUGCAGACUGAAUAUCAAUCAGGAUUUAAAUCAAUUCAUGACUCUCUCAGCUCCCUCCAACAAAUACAGAAAACAAAGAUGGAUAUAGAGAAAUAUAAAGUACAGAAAGACCUAAAGAAAUUACGGCGUAAGAUAGUGGAACUCCAGGAAGUAUAAAACUUUCCAGUCAUCUUCUUUUUCACCAGGCAAUGGAGCAGUUUGUUGGUAAAAUCUGGGGAAAAGAAAGUUAAUAUCACUGUGAUGUUUAUUGCCUCUAACAUCUCUGUAUUUCUUACUACCUUUUUAAGGAGAUGAAGGUACCAGAAAAUCCAAUAAAGCAAAGAAGC